AUGUGUGUCGACAAGUGGGUUGUAGAGUUAUUAAGUGAAGCCUCUGAUGGAAGAAGAGGCAUGGGAGUUGUUCUUAGAGAAGGCGGUUGUGAUAUUCUCAAUAUUCGAGGGGCGGAACCAAUUGCAAGAUCAAUUGCUAAACGUUGUGCAGGUUUGCACUUGGGAAUUAUUACUAUAGCUUCUUGUCUGAAGGGCAUUGAUGACAUCUCGGAAUGGAGGAAUGCACUAAAAGAAUUAAGUCUACGCAAAAAGAGUGUUAAUGGAUUCGAAGAUGAAGUGUUACAACAAUUACAAUUUAGUUAUGAUCGUUUAAAGAAUCCAAAACUUCAAGAUUGUUUCCUCAGUUGUGCAUUAUAUCCAGAAGACAAGGAAAUUGUGGAGGAAGGUCUUAUUCAACUUUGGAUCGCAGAAGGGCUUGUGGAAGAAAUGGAUAGCAUGCAGGCAGAGUAUGACAAUGGUCGUGCAUAA
Messenger RNA from Hibiscus syriacus, 468 nucleotides. Its product is annotated as probable disease resistance protein At1g63360. The transcript has a single exon. Gene Ontology annotation, biological process: defense response to other organism. Lineage: Eukaryota; Viridiplantae; Streptophyta; Magnoliopsida; Malvales; Malvaceae. The record is from RefSeq and is a predicted model, not a curated record. The coding region runs from base 1 to 468 and encodes 155 amino acids. Gene Ontology annotation, molecular function: ADP binding.